Saprolegnia diclina VS20 is the source of this 3110-nucleotide messenger RNA. RefSeq lists its product as hypothetical. The record is from RefSeq and is a predicted model, not a curated record. NCBI's taxonomy places the organism in Eukaryota, Oomycota, Saprolegniomycetes, Saprolegniales, Saprolegniaceae. Gene Ontology annotation, biological process: protein polyglycylation. Gene Ontology annotation, molecular function: protein-glycine ligase activity, initiating. The coding region runs from base 1 to 3042 and encodes 1013 amino acids. The transcript is spliced from 19 exons.
AUGGCGUCGCCGCUCCAGCGCUCCGAGAGCGUCGGCGAGAGCGCGGGGCUCCUCUCGCCUGCGCGCAAGAGCUUUGCGAGCAAGAUUCCUCGGCGCAAAGAAGCGAUCGCGGCCGCCAAGCAGCUCGCGGCCAGCGACAACCAGGCGGACGAGCAGCUCGCAGACGAGCCCAGUGACGGUGGCAACAACAAUGGGCCAAGAAAGGUCGACCGGCACCAAGCGUUCAUCAAAGAGCUGGAGGAGAAGAAGCGCAAGGAAAAGGAGGCCGAGGCGGCCGAGGCUGACCGGCAGCGAAAGCUCCGGCUCAAGCUGCGCAAGAGCAUUCUACAGCGCGCCGCUGCGGUGCGCGCCGUCGAGCCGACGCCUAAGGAAGAGACACCGGAAGAGACGCCAGCGCCAUUCACCGAAGAGUCGCCAGAAGAGAAGAAGGCGCGGACAGCAGCGCAGAAGAAGCUCUUGCUCAAGCAGCAAGCUGUUUUGGAGGCGCUCCAAGCCAAGAAGCGAAAGGAGCAAGUCGAUGAAGAGGCCGAGCGCCAAAAGUCGACCAAGAAGAAGGAGGCGGCGCGCAAGGCCGCGUUGGGCACGCAGGAGGUAUCGAGUCGCAUGCAGGAUGCGCUCGAGAAGUUCAACUCGUCCGUGGCGAUGGCGGCCGCUGGCAGUGCCGUCGCCGCGGUCCGGCUCAAGAAGGACAAGGACGACGAACCCAAAGAGGUGUUGACACCCGAAGAAAUGGAGCGGCGUCUGCAGCAGCAGGAAGCGAUCAAGAAGAAACAAGUCGAAUACUUGAGCAAGCUCGCGGACGAGCGCAAGCAGAAGCAGCUUGACGACGAAGAAAAGAAGGAGCUCCUCGAGAAGAAGCGGCAAAAGGUGCGCGAGGAAGCGCUGCAGCGACACGAAGCGGCCAAGUUGGCGGCCGCUGAGAAAGCCGCGGCGGCACCACAGGUCGUAGCCGAGCCCGAAGUCGAAGAGAAGCCCAAGGUCAACGUCGAAGCGAUGGUGUCGCGAUUGAGCAAGCUCAAGCCCACUGAGGCGCAGCUCGUGCCGGAAGCCAAGGACUUUGCAUCCUGGAAGAAGCGCAACGGUGUGUCACCCGACACCAAGGUGUUUUGCCUCACGGGGUGGUAUCCCGUCAUCAAAGAGACACUUGAAACCCGCGGGUGGUUCCACAACGUGGACCGCAACAGUCCAUAUUUCGACCUCAAGUGGGCGCUCAAGUCGGAUGACCUCAAGAACGUCAAACUCAACGAGGACCAGCUCGUGAACCAUUUUAUGCAAAACACGGCGAUUACAACCAAAGUGGGCCUGCUCCACAACCUUCGCAACAUUACAUGGUUUCUCAGCGAAGACAUCGACUCGUUCUUUCCGCGUGCGUAUGACCUCAACGAACCGUCCGACAUGCAAGCGUACAUACAAGACUACCGCUACAUCCACGCCGAAGGCAUGCUCAAGCGCCUCCACGCCGCCUACAAAACAUCAUCCGCGCCCGUAAACCUUGGCGUGCUCGACGUGCUCCUCUCGGUCUGUCGAAAGCGCACCGAGAUCCUUCCCGACGAUGUCUUGGAUAAUGCCGAUGCCUGCGGCAUCGAGCCCGUGGUCACGGACCUGCAGUGGGAGGUGCUCACGCGCUGUUCGCCAACGUCGCCGAGUGCGAUCCGCGGGUCGUUCCAGUUUGUCAAGCCCGCUGUUGUACUCGACCCGAACGCGCCCGCGACCGAAAUGACCCCCAGCGAGCAGCGCGAGGAUGCUCGGCUCGUCAAGAAGCAAGAAAAGUACCUCGAGGCGGCGUUUGCCAAGGAGAAAGUGCGUCUCAACGCGCUCUUGGGCCAAGUGGAGGUAUUGUCGCCCGAGACCGUCGCCGUGGUGCAGUCCCUCUACGAUGAACUCGCAUCGCUUUGCCCGCAAUUUCACUUGAACGGCGCCGACUGCAAGAACGUUUGGAUCGUCAAGCCUGCGGGAAUGUCGCGGGGCCGCGGCAUUCGGGUCUUCAACCAACUGCACGAGCUGCUUGCAUACGCUGACGUCGAGAACCACAAGGAGUGUCAAUGGAUCGUUCAAAAGUACAUUGAGAAUCCGCUCUUGGUGUGCAACCGCAAAUUUGACAUUCGCCAGUGGGUCUUUGUCACGUCGUGGAACCCGCUCACGGUGUGGUUUUACAUGGACUGCUACCUCCGGUUCAGCUCGGAAGAGUACCAAGUCGACGACCUCAGCGACCAAUAUGUGCAUUUGACCAACAACUCGAUCCAAAAGUUUGGUGACAACUUUUACAAGGCGUACUCGACCGAAGACGGCUCGAUGACGGUCGAAGGCAACAUGUGGCACUCGGACGACUUGCAAGCGUACUUGACCAAGCGGUAUGGCCUCGACGCCGCGACGGGCCAAAGCAUUUGGCUCGCCCAUAUCCAGCCGCGCAUGAAGCAGAUCGUGUCGUGGUCGCUUCAGUGCGUGCAAGACACGGUGCACCACCGCAAGAACUCGUGCGAGCUGUACGGCUACGACUUUAUGAUCGACGACCAGUUCAAGCCAUGGCUCAUCGAGGUCAACAGCAGCCCUGCGUGCGACUACAGCACGCCGAUCACCAAGCGGUACGUCGAGACGGGUCUCCAAGACAUUCUCAAGGUCAUGCUCGACGUGCGCGAGUACGAUAUGGCCAAGCGUCGCAACAGCCAAACCAAGAUGUCCAAGCCCGACACGGGGCGCUGGGAGAACAUUGUCAAAGCCGAGUUCAUUGCAAAGCCCCUCUCGUCGUUUGGCGGCUCGGAUUUCGAAGUGCGCGGGAAGAAGCUCUCCAAGAAGAGCCAGCGGGCCAUCAACCAAGCGUGCUUGGCCCGCGCAUCGGCGAUGGCAGACGAGGCAGUACCGAGUGAAGAGGCAGCAGCCCCCGAGAGCGGCGAGCCGACGACGAAGGAAGAUUUGGGCGACGUUGUGGACGAGCCGGCGGACGACAGACCCGCCAUGCCCAACGAAAACGAGAUCAACAACGAUCGUAUAGAGUCGGGUCCGACCCCACACGACUUGCCGCCCGAGCUCGACGAGCUACUAUAGAGGUUUAUCCACUGCGUACAUGCCACCGCCUCGAGCGCCGCGGUGGUCGCUGUAAAAUGAAUCAAGCG